Lodderomyces pseudojiufengensis is the source of this 1050-nucleotide messenger RNA. Its product is annotated as putative serine/threonine-protein phosphatase. Gene Ontology annotation, biological process: polyphosphate catabolic process. The transcript has a single exon. The record is from RefSeq and is a predicted model, not a curated record. Bases 1 to 1050 code for a protein of 349 amino acids. Gene Ontology annotation, cellular component: cytoplasm. Lineage: Eukaryota; Fungi; Ascomycota; Pichiomycetes; Serinales; Debaryomycetaceae. Gene Ontology annotation, molecular function: endopolyphosphatase activity; phosphatase activity.
AUGAGUGAAAACACACCAUUAAAUGGAAAUAUACCAAAAUAUAAUGACGAAGAGCAAUUAAUAGGUGAAGAAUAUAAUUAUCAAAAUUCAUGGUCAUCAAGAACUAAAAUAAUAAUUUAUACAAUCAUAGGAAUAUUUACUUUAACAGUACUACUAUUUUUUACAAUUUUUUUGCCAAAUUAUUAUAUACCGAAAGGUAUACCAUUAAAACCAAUUAUUCAUAUUUCAGAAUUAAAUGUUUCUGUUUUACCACACCAAGAUAAAUCACAUAUUAAUAGAUUAAUAAUGAUUGGAGAUAUUCAUGGACAUUAUAAUGAAUUUAGAAAACUCUUGAAGAAAGCCAGUUACAAUCCCAAAAAGGAUGAAUUACUAGUAUUAGGAGAUUUUGUAACUAAAGGGCCAGAUAAUUUUAAAAUGUUAGAUUAUUUAAUUGAUAAUAAAGUUAGUUGUAUAAUGGGAAAUCAUGAAUUUUAUUUAUUACAAAAUUAUGCUACAUUUCAUAUGUUAGAUCAACCUACUUUUUUAAAUAAUAAUAUUUCAUCAUUUAGGAUCAAAGAAUCUUUUAAUAAUGAUCCUGAAUUUAUAUUUGCAAAAAAAUUACAACCUAAACAUGUUGAAUAUAUAAACAAUUGUUCAAUUAUAAAAGAAUUAGGUCCAGUUCCUUUAACAAAUGAAAAAAAUGCUCCAGGUAUUGCUGUUCAUGCAGGUGUGAGACCAGAUUUAACUUUGGAAGAACAAAAUCCUGUAGAUAAUUUAGAAAUGAGAGACUUGGUUGGUCCAUAUUAUAAUGAAACUACUUCUGAUUCAGAUACUCCAAAUUCAAAAAGUUGGUCAAAAAUAUAUAAUUCAAAAAAUGGAGCUUAUCCAGCUAAUAAUAUUGUAUUGUAUGGACAUGAUGCAAGAAGAGGUUUAAAAUUAAAAAAAUAUACAAAAGGUUUAGAUUCUGGUUGUGAUAAAGGUGGUAAAUUAAGCGCUUUUAUAAUAUCAUCUACGAAGAAUAACAAAGGAAGGAUAAAUUUAACACAAGAAGUAAUACAAAUAAAUUGUUAG